AUCGUACCAAUUUUUGGCAUUCACACAACAACGUAUUCGGUGCCGGGGAAAUGAAAUAAUUUAAGAAUACUGGUUUAUGCCUCUUUAAUUAGGUGUAUUUAACAUUUCUAUCUAGACUGUAACUUAGAUUCAUUAAGGAUGCCACGUGAAGGCAGAUCAUACAGAAAGAGGUCUAGGUCUCGCAGUACGUCGCGGUCUCCAGACAGAAGUAAAAAGAGAAAAAGUAGAUCAAGAUCCCCUAAAUCACGUACAAGAAGAUCUCGAAGUCGUGAGAGAGUUAGGCGCUCGCGAAGCAGGGACAGAGACAGAUCCAGAAGAUCACGCUCAAGAGAAAGAACUCAGAGGUCAAGAAGGUCCAGGUCAAGAGAUCGAGAAAGAGACAGAGAUCGUGAUCGGGAUAGAGAUAAAAACAGAGACAGAGAAAAAGACAAAGACAGAGACAGAAAACCACCAGAACCAAGUUUGCUUACCAAAAACAGGAGAUCGACAAGCAGGGAAAGGAAUAAAAAGUCUCGUAGCAAAACUCCAGAGAAAGUUAUUGAAGGAGCCAUAAAAGUGAAAGAUGAGCCCAUGGAUAAGGAAGCUGAGCAAAAAAGAUUGGAAGACGAAAUGCAAAAACGAAGAGAGAGGAUAGAAAAAUGGCGAGAGGAUAGAAAGAAAACCAUUGUGUUGCCACAAAUAAAUAUUGCCCCUCCUAGCAAAACCUGGAGCUUGGAGGAUGAUGCAGAUGAUGAAGAAGAGGAAGUUAAGCAAGAAAAUGGUGCUGAUGAUGAGGAUGAAAUAGACCCUCUUGAUGCUUACAUGCAGCAAGUAAAUGAUGAAGUCAAACAUGUGAAAUCAAACCUGACAGGAGCUGGCAAUCAAGCAGGAACUAAAGGGGCCAGUGUAAGUGAACCUGUGAGUAAAGUGACUUUUGUGACAGCAGUGGCCAAGUCCAAAGAUGACCCAGCCAAGAAGAAAGGAGAGUUGAUGGAAAGCAACAUAGAUGCCAUGGAGUACUCAUCAGAGGAGGAAGAGGAGGGUGUGGAAGAAAUGUUUGCAGGAAUGCAGAAAAAGAAAAAGGAAUUUUUGGCCAUAGAUCAUUCCAAAAUAUACUAUGGACCUUUCAAGAAAGACUUUUAUGUUGAAGUGCCAGAACUGACAAAAAUGAGCCAGGAAGAGGUAGAUCAGCUAAGAGAUGAGUUAGAGGGAAUUAAAGUCAGGGGCAAAGGUUGUCCUAAACCUAUUAGGAACUGGGCUCAGUGUGGUGUGAGCAAAAAGAUCAUGGAAUGUUUAAAGAGGUAUGACUAUGAAAAGCCCACCCCAAUCCAGGCUCAAGCCAUCCCUGCCAUUAUGUCAGGAAGAGAUGUGAUAGGGAUCGCCAAGACUGGUAGUGGGAAAACUCUGGCCUUUCUACUGCCCAUGUUGAGGCAUGUGCUGGAUCAGCCACCUUUGGAGGAAGGAGAUGGAUCUAUAGCUAUAAUUUUGACUCCAACUAGAGAACUAGCCAUGCAGAUUACCAAAGAGUGUAAAAAAUUCACCAAAAACCUUGGCCUGCAGGCAGUGUGUGUAUAUGGAGGAACAGGUAUCUCAGAGCAGAUAGCAGAGCUGAAAAGAGGUGCCGAGAUCAUUGUAUGCACUCCAGGAAGAAUGAUUGACAUGCUGGCAGCUAACAAUGGCAGAGUUACCAACUGCCGGCGUUGCACAUUUGUUGUACUGGAUGAAGCAGACAGAAUGUUUGAUAUGGGCUUUGAACCACAGGUGAUGCGCAUAGUGGACAACAUUAGACCAGAUCGCCAAACUGUGAUGUUUUCAGCCACGUUUCCUCGCCAGAUGGAGGCCCUUGCCAGGAAGAUCCUUACCAAGCCCAUUGAAGUUCAGGUUGGAGGAAGAAGUGUUGUGUGCAAGGAUGUAGAACAGCAUGUUGUGGUCAUAGAUGAUGACAGCAAGUUCUUCAAACUGCUAGAACUGCUGGGGGUCUAUCAGGAACAGGGCAGUGUCCUGGUGUUUGUGGACAAGCAGGAACAUGCUGAUGAGCUAAUGAAGAACCUGAUGAAGCACUCCUAUCCCUGUAUGAGUCUCCAUGGAGGUAUUGACCAGUAUGACAGAGACAGCACCAUCACUGACUUUAAGCAGGGGAAUGUUAAAUUGCUGGUAGCAACUUCAGUGGCAGCUCGUGGCUUGGAUGUGAAGCAUCUUAUAUUAGUGGUGAAUUAUGACUGUCCCAAUCAUUAUGAAGACUAUGUACAUAGAUGUGGGCGAACUGGCCGAGCAGGAAACAAAGGUUUUGCGUAUACCUUUAUCACCCCUGAACAGGAGAGGUAUGCCAAUGACAUCAUCAAGGCACUGGAACAGUCUGGAGCUGUGGUGCCUGCAGACCUGCAGAAGUUAUGGGACGAUUACAAGGCUAGAGCAGAAGCAGAAGGCAAAAAGAUCAAGAGCAGCAGUGGCUUCAGGGGGAAAGGUUUCAAGUUUGACGAGACGGAGGCCCACCUGGCGGACGAGAGAAAGAAGUUACAGAAAGCUGCUCUAGGAUUGCAAGACUCAGAUGAAGAAGAUGCUGGUAUUGAUAUUGACCAGCAGAUUGAAGACAUGUUUGCCAGUAAGACCCGAGUGACCGAUGUCCACCAGCCCAUGAUUAACCAGCAGGCCCAGCCCACUGCGUCCAACCAACAGAAACUGGAGCUGGCCAAGAGACUGGCCUCCAUGAUCAACAGGCAGAAAAACCUGGGAGCGGAGGCACAAGAUAUUACACAGCAGGCUGCUGCAUCCAUCUUACAGGGACUACCAUCUCAGGCACCUCAAGUCUCUGCCAAGACUAUAGCAGAGCAGAUGGCAGAGAAGAUCAAUGCUAAGAUAGGGUACCGUCCUCCUGCAGAGGAAGAGAAAGAGGGACAGGAGCAGCAGGGAGAAACAUUUAAGAGAUAUGAACUGGAGCUGGAGAUCAAUGACUUCCCACAGACUGCCAGGUGGAAAGUCACCUCUAAGGAAGCCCUGGCUCAGAUCUGUGAGUACUCAGAGGCAGGUAUCACAGUGCGUGGGACAUACUUCCCUCCAGGUAAACUACCUAAGGAAGAGGAGCGCAAGCUAUACCUGGCUAUAGAGGCCACCAGUGAGCUGUCCAUACAGAAGGCUAAGACAGAGAUCACCAGGCUGAUCAAGGAGGAGCUGGUUAGACUGCAAAAUUCUUAUCAACCAAUCAACAGAGGCAGAUACAAGGUUCUAUGAUAAGGUUGGACAGUGCAGAAGAUUCUCCAGCAAAUCUACAGGAAUUUUAUUUUAAAAUUCUCCAUAACAUUUUUAUAGAAAUAUAUACUUCACAUAUUUCAGAAUUAAUAUUUUGUAGAUUAAUGAUGUGUGCAUACUGCCCAAGUUUGACUGAUCUCAGUUUCCUACAAUAGGCGAAAUCCAAACUGUGUUCUUCAAAAAUAGCUGCAGAAAUGAACUUCAGAAUUGAUUUUAUUUGUGUCUUUUUAUGAUCAUUUAGGGGUAAGGAUGUCCCGGUAUAAUUUUAUUGGAUAAGAUCCACAAGACUAAAAAUAUCUCAUAAAUCUUACUUGGCGUCCAGAUGAAGACUUAUCAUUGUUUGAAGAUGAUUUGGGCUUUGUAAACAUUUGAUUUUAUUGUGUCAUGUAGAUAACCAGUGCACAGGAAAAUAUGUAAUAAAAUGUACAUAUAUAAAUCUAAGCAUUAUAUAUAUUCAUUGGAUAUGUGGGUCUCAUCAAAUAAUAUUCUAGGAUAUAUCAUAUAAGCCCUAAUUUAAUAAUAGCAUUUGAGACUUCUAAGAAGAGGAAUGAUUCUUUAAUCUCUAAAGCUGUUUUUAUUCCAUGUGCACAUCAUGAAAAAGGCUGUCUAAAAAUUAAGAUUUUAUUUCACCACACUUGUAAACAUUUGUAUUUACAACAAAAUUUACAAUUUUAUAUUUACACACGUCUUGAAUAGUAUUUGUAGAAUUUGUAGAUUUAUAUAAAUGGUAGUAAUAUUGA
This is a messenger RNA of Lingula anatina, 3965 nucleotides long. RefSeq names its product putative ATP-dependent RNA helicase DDX46. The record is from RefSeq and is a predicted model, not a curated record. Lineage: Eukaryota; Metazoa; Brachiopoda; Lingulata; Lingulida; Lingulidae. Gene Ontology annotation, molecular function: ATP binding; RNA helicase activity; nucleic acid binding.